GCACAGUCCCAUUAUUAUUCAGAAAAGCCAACGCAAAAAUCGACGAGCUCUAUAAUUUUUCUCUUCAGAAGUUUGCGCACUUGAAGUUAUGGAAAGCUCCAGCCCGGAAGCACCGCAAAUACAGAAUCAAGAAAAAUCCGUCGAAGAAGUAACAUCAGUAACCGCAGCGGAAACAACGGAUCUGGAACGGGAGCAGCCGGAAGACGAAACCGUAGAGAAAAAAAAUACGACGUCAAUUAAGCGGUGCGAAAAUCUCAGUGUCCGUGCUCUUUUGAAAUCCAUUGGUGAAUGUUAUGUAAAACGCAGCGCUAGAAUGAGAAGCAACAACAUUCAACCAGUUCCCGGGCAGCUGCCGACAAAGUAUUCAUUCCUCAAUGUUAGUGAAAAAGGACCAGACCCAAGCCAGAACCAAGGAAAUAAGCCGAAUUCAACGAAUCCGAUGUUUUUGGGAGCUUAUCCAUCGUUUGGGACCUACAACAUCACAUUGCGCAGUGCUCCAAGGUGUUAUCAAUAUAAAGGUGACAAUUAGUGCAAAUCAAGCGUGUGAUAGAAUAAGGGCGUAAAUAACAUGAUCGGUUUCUCUUCAUCGAUCCUCUCUUCGGCUAAUAAAGGUUAUAAGAUGCAAGUUUGUUGGCAUUUUUUCACCUCAAGAUGCAAGUUUACAUCGUUGCUAAGCGUCCCCAAGUGAAAAUUUGUCAACAAACUUACAUAUUGUCACCUUUGUUUGCG
This is a messenger RNA of Aedes aegypti (yellow fever mosquito), 729 nucleotides long. RefSeq lists its product as uncharacterized. The record is from RefSeq and is a predicted model, not a curated record. Lineage: Eukaryota; Metazoa; Arthropoda; Insecta; Diptera; Culicidae. The transcript is spliced from 3 exons. Bases 89 to 529 code for a protein of 146 amino acids.